This is a messenger RNA of Macrobrachium nipponense, 584 nucleotides long. RefSeq names its product NPC intracellular cholesterol transporter 2-like. The coding region runs from base 54 to 530 and encodes 158 amino acids. The record is from RefSeq and is a predicted model, not a curated record. Lineage: Eukaryota; Metazoa; Arthropoda; Malacostraca; Decapoda; Palaemonidae. The transcript has 5 exons. Gene Ontology annotation, molecular function: sterol binding. Gene Ontology annotation, biological process: sterol transport.
AGCAGAGGAGGAGCUUCCUGCCAACCCUCUAUAAAGGGCAGGGCUGCAGUCGAAUGUGCUAUUCGGGAGAGUCUCUCAUAACCAACAGCACAAUGCGUCUCUUUCUUUUCCUCGCAUCCUUAGGCCUGGCCUCUGCUACAGCCUUCCAGGACUGCGGAUCCCUGGGGACAGACGUCCUAUUCUCCGUCGAGGGCUGCUCAUCACCUCCUUGUACCCUUGUCCGAGGAGAAACUUAUCUGAUCAAUUUCAAAUUUACUUCCAGUGUUAACUCCGAGACCCUAACGGUGGCUGCCUCAGCGAACAUUGGUGGGAUCGAGAUCCCUUGGCCAGGUCUGGAUCCAGAUGCUUGCAAGGGAGUCGAAGGCACCGAGAACCCCUGCCCCAUUGAAUCUGGAAGCCACGUCGACUGGAGUAUGGAAGCGAGCGUCCUCAAAGAAUAUCCAAAGAUCAUAACGAUGGUCACAUUUAAGUUGCUCGAUGACAAUGGUGAUUUGCAGACAUGUGCCAAACUCCCAGCUCAGAUAGUUUAAGACAUAAAACCAACAGUAAAGUUACAAUAAAAUUAUCAUAUAUCUAUAGGUCUA